Messenger RNA from Linum tenue, 245 nucleotides. Lineage: Eukaryota; Viridiplantae; Streptophyta; Magnoliopsida; Malpighiales; Linaceae. The record is from the annotation of a GenBank genome assembly.
GCUAACCUCAAGUUCGUGAUGCUCGCUUUGCUGGUCUGCCUUCUAAUCACCAGCAGUGCCGCUACCAAGACGAAGUGCAGUACUGACCUCUACGUAGUAGAAGACGGCGAAGAUUGCUAUAAGAUAGCCACAGCCCACAACAUGAGCGUUGAGGAACUCGAGAGCUUGAACCCUUAUGUCAGCUGCGCCAAACUGCAGCCUGGAAACAAGCUCUGCCUAGGAAAAAAUUAUUAAUUAAGAACCCU